Vombatus ursinus (common wombat) is the source of this 2782-nucleotide messenger RNA. It is a transcript of the gene EDA2R, whose product is annotated as ectodysplasin A2 receptor. Lineage: Eukaryota; Metazoa; Chordata; Mammalia; Diprotodontia; Vombatidae. The record is from RefSeq and is a predicted model, not a curated record. Gene Ontology annotation, cellular component: plasma membrane. Gene Ontology annotation, molecular function: protein binding; tumor necrosis factor receptor activity. Gene Ontology annotation, biological process: tumor necrosis factor-mediated signaling pathway; positive regulation of canonical NF-kappaB signal transduction; positive regulation of JNK cascade. The transcript is spliced from 9 exons. The coding region runs from base 309 to 1412 and encodes 367 amino acids.
UGACUGCUGAAGACUCAAGGCCCUGCCAGUUGAGUGUGUUAAGGGGCAAACUGCGAGCUGGGUGGGGUAGGGGUCUGCCUGCUUCCCUGUCCGGCCGCCCGCCAGCCUUCCUGGCCGCCUGAUUGCCGAUCCUGCCUGAUCCAGCCGCGGCGGCCACCACCUCCUAGACCGAGGAAGCUGAGCCUCAGGGAGGUGAAGUGACUGCUCCAUAGACACACAGCACCCAGUAGUGGCCUGGAAAUUGCACUGGCCUUGAAGAACCUUCCCUUGGUGUCCACUCCCAGCUUCCCCACUCCUCAAUCAGCAGCAUGGAGUGCCAAGAGAAUCAGUACCGGGACCAGUGGGGACACUGUGUUACUUGCCAACAGUGCGGCCCUGGCCAGGAGCUCUCCAAGGAAUGCGGCUAUGGGGAAGGAGGAGAUGCAUUCUGCACCCCUUGUCCCCCCCGAAGAUAUAAGAGUGGCUGGGGCCACCAUAGCUGCCAAGCCUGUCUAACCUGUGCCGUCAUCAACCGAGUUCAGAAAGUCAACUGCACUGCCACUUCCAAUGGAGUCUGUGGAGACUGUCUCCCCAGGUUCUACUGUAAGACCCGAAUCGGUGGCCUUCAGGACCAGGAGUGCAUCUCAUGCACCAAGCAAACCCCUGUGUCAGAGGUUCAAUGUGCCUUCAGAUUGAGCUCCGUGAAGCUCGAGGUGCCCACAGCGCCCCCUCAGGAAGCUACACUCAUGGUGCUAACAAGCAGUGUGCUAAUUGUUUUUGCCCUGGCCCUCAUAUCCUUCGCCAUCAUCUACUGUAAGCGUUUCAUCAAGCGCCAGUUCCGGCAUGGUUUCAUUGGGUCUCUAGACUUUCAGGGACAGAGAGAACUAUCUCAGGCUUCUGAUUAUGCAGGCCCGUGUCCCAGCAGGGAGCUGGGCAUGAAGAAUUUGGGUCCUGUUGUCGAGCAAAAUGGAGUCUCCGAGGAUUCGGUGCAGUUUGUGGAUGAUAGCCCAGCAUCCAGAACCGAGGGAAAUGAGCGUCUUCGUCACCUACACGCCAACCUUGAGCCUUCCCCCGGGCAGCUGACCUGCAAUCCCACCGAUGCCCAGGUGCUCAUCCAUACCUGCCCGACUUCUGAGGCCCAACCUGAUCCGUUGGGGCACCCCCCGACACUUCCUUCCUGCGCCUCGGAAACACAGUCGUGCUGGGCCCAUGCCCCUGUCGAAUGUACUGAGCUGGACCUUCACAAAUUUUCGAGCUGCAGCCCUUAUACCAGUGCAGAAGGGCACAGGGAAGCUGUCAUCUGGGCCAUGCCAGGGGGCUCCGGAGAUAGAAUGGGAUUCACCCCUUCCUUAUACCACUUAGAGGGAAAGUCUCCUGCACCGGAUUCUUCCUUUAAGGUCUCUUCGGCCAGUGGUGGCCACAUGUCCUGGUAAACUGUCAAGCCACAUAUACUGGACUUCAAGCCCCAGUAUUGAUGACUUAUUCCAUAUCUGCUCUGCAAGUCUGGGGUGGGGGGGCAACUUGGCUCCCCAGGCUAGUCUCCUCCAUUUUCCAAAAACAACUGACAACUAUUUGAAUGGUCUUUCUUGUGUCUGGGCAAGGGGAAGUGGGUGCCGCCACAAGGCUGCUUGAACGUUUCUUGUACUUUUUUUUAAACUAAGUUCCGCAAAAGAACCUGGAAGUUCAGGGGAGGGUGGUAAAAGGAGGGAUUGAGAUUUUCACUAACAAGUCCAACCCUGACCACAAUCCCUCCCCUCCCCCAGCCUCCCAUUUUUUUGAGGUUGGCGAAGGAUCUGAAUUUAGAUGGGUUUGAACAUUCACUUGAAAAACCCCUCAGUAGCUCUUGACUGCCAAAACAGUGGGGGGCCCUGGGAAAAAACAUAUACUUGGCCUUGAGAAGCCCAGGGCCAGAUGGUUUCCAUGAGCCCAGUUGGUCUCCACUGCCCAUCCCCACCAACUCAGGAAGUGCCCAUCUUGUGGGCCUCACCUUCUUGACUCUUUCCGGCCGGCUGGCCGAGACUUGUGCUUGCCUGGUGUUAUUCCCGGCUACUUCUGGGGUCCCCCAUCCACAACUUGGGCCGAAGACAAGUUUUUUUUAUCCCCCCUUGGCUGUUGGAAAAUGGAAGGCCAGAAUCGAGGACUUCAGAAGAGGCACUGGGGGUUGGGGUUGGGGGAUCCCUCAUGGGGCUCAGGGAUCAUAUUUAUGGUGCUUUCCCGAAUUCAGAAGACCUCUUCUGCCUCACGUGUCUUGUCAGUUACAAGAAGAACAGCCGUCUCCCCAAGAUUGGAGUAUCGGCUUGCAAAGGCUGGCCAACCACUGACUUGAACUGUUUUUUCUCCUCUCCCCUUGCGCCCUGUCAGCUCUGACAAGCCUAACAAUUAUUGAGCACCUUCUUUUACAAGGCCCUGUGACUAUUCUGAUGGAUGGAAAUAAUGCAGGGACUUAAUUUAUAUAGGAAGCUGCUCAGAAGCUUAAUAACCCCUGGAAUAUUCAGGUUCUGGCCCCCCAGGGAUGUUGGGGAAAGGAGCAGGAGUUUGGGGGGACUCCCCCUCCCCUAUCCCAGCUGUGCUCCAGAAGCCCCAGGGAGACUGCAUAACACGUUACCAUCAGAACAGGCCCUGAUCCCCAGCAAGCACCCUCUUAACAGAGGCUGGCAACACCACAGGGGCUCCCUUCUUCCUUCUGGUUUGAAUUGCUCAAUCCCUCUCUGUUUUUAGGGAUCUCUGACAUGUGGGGUGUGUGUGUGUGUGUGUAUGUGUGUGUAUUACAUGUGUGUGUGGUAUAUAUACAUAUGUGUGAUGU